AGCUUCCAGAACGCGACGUCUCCCUCUCCUAACUCAACCUCAGCGACGCCAUGGAUAUCCACCGCUGCCGGUUCGUACACUACCCCCCUUCGACGAUUAAUGCGCUCGCAUUCUCCAAAUCGCAUAUUACCGAAAAGGAGAAAACAGCUCCCCCAAGGCUUGCGGUUGGACGUGCUAAUGGCGAUAUCGAAAUUUGGAAUCCAUUGAAUGGAUCAUGGUUGCAGGAAACGACAAUUCGAGGCGGGAAGGAUCGCAGUAUAGAUGGGCUUGUCUGGACCCAGGAUCCAAAUGAGGAGAAUCAUGGCAGUACGAUAAUUGGUAAAUCGAGACUUUUCAGCAUUGGUUAUACCACAACCGUCACGGAAUGGGAUCUGGAAAAAGGUGUACCCUUACGCCAUGUAAGCGGGAAUCAUGGCGAAAUCUGGUGUCUUGCGGCGCAACCUCCGCUUGUGCCGGAAAAGAGAAAGGAAGGAAAAACUGCUGGUCAAUGGGAAGGGCAGAAUCUUAUUGCAGGUUGCUCAGACGGAGCUCUGGUGGUUUACUCAACCAAGGACGAGAAUCUCCAGCUACAGAAAGUUCUUAUCCGACCAUCAUCAAAGAGGGCCAAGAUAAUUAGCGUCACUUUCAAAGACCGCAAUAUUGUUGUUGCCGGUGGUUCGGAUAGUACGAUCCGCAUCUUCGAUAUUCGAAACGGCGCAUUACUGAGGAGCAUGUCAUUGGGCGCAGGACCGGCUGGGGGACCAAAGGAAAUUAUUGUGUGGUCGGUCAAGGUGCUCAAUGAUGGAACAAUUGUGUCUGGUGACUCGACUGGAGAAUUGAGAAUUUGGAAUGGAGAACUAUAUACCCAACAACAGAGGAUCAAAAGCCAUCGACAAGAUAUUCUCAGUUUGGCAACAAGCGUCGAUGGGGGGAGCAUCAUUUCUGGUGGUAUGGAUAGAAGGACCGUGGUAUACAAACAAGUUGGAAAAGGAAAACUAAGAUGGGCGGAGGCAUCGCAUAGAAGGUAUCAUAAACAUGAUGUUAAAUCCAUGGCGAGUUUUGAAAGCAGCAACAUGAGUGUUGUCGUUUCUGGAGGUAAUUCUGCACCUUCUCUGAGUCAAGCCUUUCUAACUUUGUAGGUCCUGAUGCUUCACCAAUGGUUAUGCCACUCAGCAAGAUUGGUUUCGAGAACCAGCGAGCGCUACCUUUCCUCCCACAAGAACCAAUUAUCCAAAGCUCAACUAAAUUAAGAUUGAUGAUGAGCUGGUGGGAUAGAGAAAUCAAUAUUUGGCGUCUUGGUAAAUUUACAAAGCCAGUCGCGAAUCCGGAAGUUGAAGAGGAUCAAGUAGCACGGGAUCGAAAAUUAGUGGCCAAAAUCUUGAUUAAGGGUGAAGCAAAUAUCACCUCAGCAUCUUUGAGUACAGAUGGCAGUUUGCUUGCUGUGGCCACUGCCGAAGAGAUCAAAAUGUUCCAGCUUAGGCAGCGGAAAUCAGAAGACGGGGAAGGUUUGAGAGUGUCCAAAGUCACCGUUCCUCUUGCCUUUUCUUCUGGAGCACGAAUGGUCCAAUUCUCACCCAACGGGCAAUGGCUUUCCAUCAUCCGGUCCGAUAGUAAGAUUGCUGUGGCACGAAUUAUAUCAGGCAACACUUCCGCGUCAUCUGUCACUAUCCACCCUCAGAUUUCAAAGCUACGCCGCAUCGAUCGAGAAGUUUCAAAAAACAUCCGUCUUGGAGGUCUUGGCAGUUACGAUAGAACUAUCUCUCAAAUAGCCUUUUCAUCUGAUGACAGAAUAUUGGCUGCCAGCGACCUCUCUGGUUACAUUGACACGUACAUUCUAGCCGGAGACGAAGACCUCACCUCAGAAAGUCCUGCGUUCGAAGAUGCCGCGUCAUCUGAGUCUUCAGAUUCGGACUCGGAUAGUGAUAGUGAUUUUGAGUCGUCCAAGUCAAAAGUCUUGAUCUAUGGUCAGCAAUGGACACGCAAUCCAUCCACCAUUCUCCUUCCCCGUCUAUCCUCAACUCCAACCAUUCUCUCAUUCAGACCCGCCACUUCCCAAAAACAGCUUACAAAUGGCCUCACACCGCAUCCGACACGCAGUACUCCACAUCCCAUUUCUAAUACCGUUCCGACCACCACUGUAACCGAAGACCGUCUCCUUAUUGUCACCGCUGAAAUGUCCAUCUUUGAAUUCCACGUCCUUGCCGGCUCACUCACUCCAUGGUCCCGCCGAAAUCCUACCUCAACCUUACCAGAUGACUUCCGAAAACUUAAGGAUCUAGCCAAAGGCUGUCUCUGGAAUGUCAACAGUGAGCGUUCCCGAGCCUGGAUUUACGGAGCCCAAUGGAUGUGGAUGAUCGACCUAAGAUUUGACUUCCCACUUCCGGAUUCCAGUAAAGGAAACGGAAACUCCUCAGAAGAUGGAGCAGUAAGUAAACCAACCACCAAUAGACGAAAACGUAAACAUGGUAAGGACUCCGGAGCCGGUGGUGCGAUCCCAGAUUCCCAGCUAGGGACCGGUAUUUCCCGUAAAAUGCAGCGUCUUAUCCACGAAGAAGUGGAAGAGAAUCGAGAUAUCUUCGUCUCUCCGUUUGAUGAUGAGAUGGAUAUCGAUGAGGAUGAGUCCAAUCCUUCGGCUCUUGAGAGAUUAAGACGUGAAUCUUUGGUUGGGCAGGAGAGGAAUGAAAAUAAGAGUUCGGUGUGGCAUACUUACAAGUAUCGACCUAUUUUAGGUGUUGUGGUUCUAGGUGAGGAAGAGGGCCAGGGGAUUAUGAAGGGAAAAGGUGCCUUGGAGGUUGCUAUCGUGGAGAGGCCUCUCUGGGAGGUUGAAUUACCUCCUAGGUUCUAUGGAGACCAGGAGUGGGAGAAGGGGGGUGUUGAUAGGCUUUAGUUUCUUGUCUGGCGAAAUUUUGUGUUUAAUACUUGCUUGGAAGGGAUAUUUGAAAAAGCAGUUUUCUUGUGUUGCAUUGCAGGGCGUUAUUUACUUUUCUUCCUUUCUUUGGUUGUAUGUGGAUAAGUUAUCUAUAGGUAGUGGUGAUGUUCGAAAAUAUCAG
Molecule: messenger RNA, 3029 nt
Organism: Hymenoscyphus albidus
Lineage: Eukaryota; Fungi; Ascomycota; Leotiomycetes; Helotiales; Helotiaceae
Source: the annotation of a GenBank genome assembly